AUGAAAAGAGAAACAGUUGAAUUGGGAUUGAUAGUGAUAAGUAGUUUGUUAGUGUAUUGGUCACAUCAUAGAGACGAAUCAUCAUCAUCAUCAUCAUCUAUCAAGAAAUUAUUCAAUGACGACGACGAUAGGUUGAAACGUAUUCAAGAUCAACAACAACAAAGAUAUAUAGAUGGACCUUUAUCAUCAUUAUCUGAACUCAUAUUCUUUGUCAUUAAUAUUGGUCUAGUCAUCUUGUCAUCCUACAUUAAAGAACCAAUCUUUAAUCAUGUAUUGACCAAAUCAACUAGAACUGAAAAGGGAUUGGAUCAAGGACUACCAUUGGCACUGUCUCUAUUGCCAAUGGUCUACACAUCGAUCAAAUCAUCUAAUCUUGGAAUGGUGUCAUCAUCCUAUUCAAUCCCUUCACAUAUAUUCUCAACCAUUGUCACUGUACAACAUCUACUCUUGGCAUCAUACCUAGCAUCUGUAACAUUACUCUUUGUCAUUUUGAAAAAGAAGUAUCUACAUUUAAUCUUAAUCUCUCUACUCAUUAUAGUAAUUGAUUAUACUACUUUUGGAAUAGAAGCAAUGAUAUUUGUAAUUGGAUAUAAUAUAUUAUUUAUAAUAUUAUUCAAAGCAAUAUUAAAUUAUUUCCAAACUAGUUUUACAUUUGGAGAGGCAUCUAUUAUAAGUCAGUUGAUCUCAUCACUUUCAAUACCAUCGAUUUUCUAUUUAUACGAUCAAUGGGAUCAUGUCAAUCCUUGGCCAGGGUCUGGUGGUGGUGGUGUCAAAGAGUUGGAAUUUAUGACUGAUAAUUUACAAGUUAUUAAAGUUGCAAUUGUUGUAUUGAUCAUUGGUGCUAUACUCAUUGGUAUAGUAACAUCUAGACUGACUACAUUUAUACGAAACAAUGCGUUGAUUCAACAAUCAAACACAAUGUUUUCACUCCAUGUACUAUUAUUCUACACGAUUGCAUUGUUUAUGAUAUUUGGAGUCUACUAUCCAUUACUCUAUCAUUUAAUUGGUCAAAAUAUAUUCCUUUGGCUACAAACCUACCUCAUUCCAGAAUCACUCGAAAUGUUAUACCAAUCAUCUGUUGGAAAUAGAAUUACCGUUAUUGCAUGUUGGAUUGGAUUACUAUUUGUUACCAUCUUAUUCUUUUCACCUCCUUCUUCCAAUAAUAACAACUCUACAUCUAUAUCAACAUCAACAUCAACAUCUACAUCAACAUCAAAGAAAUCAACAUCAUCAUCAUCAUCAUCAACAUCAACAUCAUCAACAACAAAUAAUCAACAACAACAACAACAACAACAACAACCAAAUAUAAUAUUAAGAAAAUAUUUCCAUUUAUUAGCAAUUAUAAUGUUUUUACCAGGGAUAUUGAUGGAAAGAACAUUCAUGUCAUUAUCAUUUGGAGUAUCAAUCAGUGCAUUGAUACUAAUAGAAAUAUUGAAAUAUGGUAGAGUUCCUCCGAUGGGAAAAUAUAUUGCCGGAUACAUGGACGCAUUCUUGGACGCAAGAGAUUCUGGUGUUAUUACACUUACCCAUAUUUACCUAUUGCUUGGAUGCUCGAUUCCUGUUGUUAUCCCAUUCUAUCUCGACAUUAGUUUUUCUACAACCAAGCCACUGCUUUCUAUCUUUUCCGGUUUGCUAACUAUUGGUGUUGGUGAUAGUGCAGCAUCCUAUUUUGGAGUGAGAUAUGGACGUACAAAAAUGUUUGGUACCUCCAAAUCAUUACAAGGAACCAUCGGUGGUAUCACAUGCACCGUUUUGGCAUGUCUUGUACUCUUACCAUUUAUUGGUAUUCCUUUUACCCUCUCCACACUGGUUCACAUCAUUAUUACCUCUACACUAUGUUGUUUAAUUGAGGCAUCAACUACCCAAAUAGAUAAUUUGGUUUUACCUCUUGUUUGUUUAUCUUUAUUAAAUAUUUAA
Messenger RNA from Cavenderia fasciculata, 1917 nucleotides. RefSeq lists its product as uncharacterized. The coding region runs from base 1 to 1917 and encodes 638 amino acids. Gene Ontology annotation, biological process: dolichyl monophosphate biosynthetic process. Lineage: Eukaryota; Evosea; Eumycetozoa; Acytosteliales; Cavenderiaceae. The record is from RefSeq and is a predicted model, not a curated record. Gene Ontology annotation, molecular function: dolichol kinase activity. The transcript is spliced from 2 exons. Gene Ontology annotation, cellular component: endoplasmic reticulum membrane.